This is a messenger RNA of Cladocopium goreaui, 1889 nucleotides long. The record is from the annotation of a GenBank genome assembly. NCBI's taxonomy places the organism in Eukaryota, Dinophyceae, Suessiales, Symbiodiniaceae.
CACUGCUGGGCUUUUCGUAGGGCUGUGCACCGCGAGAUGUGGUCAUGGCGGGUUCAGAACGAGGUUGUCCUGAACUUCAGGGCUCUCAGCUUCUGUGGACACAUGAGGCGUGCUCCUGGACUGCGAAGUCGGCUGAUUAUCGGGCACUGCAGGAACUGGCCUAUGUGAAUCAUGCAGGAGUUCCUGUUGAGUCCAUCUAUGUCCUGAUGACGGCCUUUCCGUUGGUUCUCAUGGCGCACCAGUCCUGCGGCCCACUUGGUACGCCGGCUCCACCUUUGGCCAAAGCGCUUUGGGAUACCGUGGUAGUGGUGCUGCCAUUGACCUUUCAUUUCUCGGCGCAUUUGGAGCAGCCUUUGUUGCUUUUGCUUCUAGCGACAUCCAUCCUGGAGUUGAGGAGGUGCUCCAAAGGAGGACUUUCUUGGCAGGCAACGUUUAGUUUGGACAACGAUCGCUUGCGCUUUGUGUCUGAGUACCGGGCUUUGGUCAUGAUGUCCACCUGCGUUGCCAUCUUGGCCGUGGACUUCUCUUCAGUUUUCUCACGAGCGCAAGCGAAGACGGAAGAGUUCGGCUACUCACUGAUGGACGUGGGCACUGGCAGCAUCAUCUUCUCCAGUGGAGUCUGCACGAUGCCAAAGCGAGGAGGUGCCUCACGUCUCUACAAGAUCAUGAAGCUUUGGCCAGUGCUUCUGAUUGGCUUCGUGCGCGCAGCCCUGAUGUGGGGCAUUGAUUACCAUGUACCACCUGGCGAAUAUGGCAUUCAUUGGAACUUUUUCUUCACCAUUGCCGUGAUCAGUUUGGUCUCCACUGCGACGGAUCUGUCUGCAUUGGCUUCUGCGACCGCUGCUUCUCUGGCGCUUGGAGCGUACCAGUUCUAUCUCAGUUGGCUUGGAGGAGCCAAUUUCGUGCUUCAUGCGGAGCGCCUUGGGCUUUUCACGGCCAAUCGGGAAGGCAUUUUGAGUUCCGCAGGAUAUUUGAGUCUUCAUUGGUUCGGCGUUGCAGUGGGUUCCACCUUGAGGAACUCUGGGGCUCUUCGUUGCGUGCUGCAGCUUUUCUUGCUGGCUGCAGCAGGGUACUUCGUGAACCUGACGCUUUCGUUCGCUGGACUGGAAGCGUCCAGAAGAAUGUGCAACUUGCCCUACGUUCUGUUCACCGUGUCGCUGAACGCCUGGGUGCUGGCGCUCCUGGGCUCCGUGGACCUUUUGGCUGGUCGCCCGAGGACAGCCAUGUCCCUCAGCGUUGCUGGAGUGCAAGACUCCAUGCUGCCGGUCUUCCUCUUUGCGAACCUCCUCACAGGUGCGGUGAAUCUGCUUCUGCAGCCCUUGAUGGUGCCUUUCUGGCCAGCGAUGGCAGUGAUGUUUGGCUACUGCUUGCUUUGGUCGGUUCCUGCAGCCAUGCUUCGCAUGAAGAAGAAGAAACUGAAGUUCUGGUGAAGUUCUGGUGAUUCGGAACCUUCGGACUUUCUUCGGACUUUCUUCGGACUUUCUUCGAACGCUUCGUGUGAUCCUUCGUGUGGUACGCCCUUGACAAGCUAUGCCGAAGUGCGGCAAACAACUGGGGGGAAGAGCCGUGGAGGUGUUCCAGUUCCACAAGUUCGGGCUUCAACUGGAAAGAUUGGAAAGUCCCCUGCAACAUGAUUCCCGUUCUAAGGGGAUGGAGACGAAGGAAAAGUCGACCGCGACUGCGAUGCGCUACGAUUUAGCAUGUUUAGCAUGAUCUCUGAUUGGCGGACAAUCCGAUGCCAUAGCCACAUUAAGCCCAAGGAAUCUCCACUCAUUUUGAUCGAAAUGAGAAACAAUUUGUUAAACAAUUUGUUAAACAAUAUCUUGCGUUGCCUGGCUCCCUGUAGCUGCUGACGCCAGCGCCAGCGCCAGCUGAGAAAACUGAGAAAA